UCACUUGAGUUUCAUUCUCAAUUAAUUUUUCAUUAUUUCAUAACCUGUAGUAACUGAACACAUGGUGCUAUAUAUUUCUUUCGAUUGGAUUGCAUUAACUUAAAAACUUUCAUUCAAUAUUCUUGAAUAUUAUUGAAAAAAUCAUUAUUUAAAUCUAUUCAAAGUAAAUACAAUUGUUUUCAUUUCGAUAUUGACGUCAUAUAAAAAUAACAGGCAGUGAUCAUUCUGCUCCAUGUCCUACCUUGAAAAUGGACGCAAGUCAACUUAGUAGUACGUUCUGGAAGUUAAAAUACGUAUCGAAAGGAUAUUAAAUGAUCUUAAAUUGAGUUAAAAUUUAAUAGAAAGAAACAAUAAAUGAAAGAGUUUUAAUAUACCCCGUUCAUAUUACAUUUAGUAGAUUUAAGACCGUAUAUUGCCCAAGUGGGGUUAUUUGUCGGUAUCUUUUCUGAACAAGGCAUCGUAACCUGCGAGCUGCUCGUCCCAUAGCUGUCUGGUAGUUUAAGGAAUUACUUUGAAAUGUCGAUCCCUGAUAUAUUUAAAAGGGAAAAUGCCCAGCUAUGAUGGAAAAGAACAAAGUAAACCAUCUAAACAAGAAAAAAUUCAAGAUUCGAAGAUGGAAAAAAGUGAACGCAAGAAGAAGUAUCGUGAUUCAGAAAAAAAGCUGAAAAAAAAGAAAAAAAGUUUAAAGGAUAAUAUGAAAAGUAGAUCCCAUAUCAAACCACUUGUUGAGUAUUCAGAUGUUAGUUCCGAAGAACUGUCUAGUCCAGAAGCUGGUGAAAUACAAAGUGAAGAUAGUCAUAGUGGUCAUUUAGAUUUUCAUCCAAAUUUAAUUCAUGGUAAGCCCUAUCCUUUCAGGCGUGUAUCCACAGAUUCUAGGGAUUCUUACACUACUCAAUCUCCAUCCCAUGACUCUAGGAGGCACUGGGAGAACAUUGAAAUUCAACUUCAAAGGCAUAGACUUUCUGGGUCACCAUCCUCUUAUAGUAGUAGGUCAGUCAAAGAGAAAAAAAAGAAAUCUAGCAAAAAACAUAGUCCAGGCCAUAGAAAAAAGAAGAAGAAAAGGUCUAAAAGUCAAGAAAGAAUCAAAUCUCCUAUUGAGGAAGAACUUUUAAAAAAUAGGCCAGAGUUGUUGCUUAAACUUUUGGACACUGAGUGUUAUGGUAGAUCUUUCCAAAAUGAUAGAUUUUUCAGUGAAGGUGUAAGGACGCCUAUUGAAUCCAAAAAUGGUCCCCCUUGUCCAAUACCAAUCUCUUCUCCCAAUUCUAUGUGCUUAGGUGCUAUAUCCCCUCAUACUCCACCGUUGGUUUCUAGAAAAAGAUUACCUGUAACACCGGAAGAACCCUUAGAAGAAGGAGAGAGACCUACUAGAAGUCCCACUCCUAAGCAAUCUCCUUCACCAAAGCCUGUUGGUAAAGAAGAAAUGAAAAAACAUAAAAGGCGGUCUGAUGAUAGACAUGGAACUAGCUCAAAGACGAGGUCUUGGAGGUCAAGGUCUCCAUCUUCAUCCCGUGUCCGGAGAAGAUCACAUUCUGCUGAAAGGGAUGAGCGACGGUGGAAAGAGAAAGAUUCCCCAAGCAGGAGGAGCCAUCAUGAUUCCCCUCAUUAUAGGAAGAGGAGAAAAGAAAGAGAGAGUAGUAAAGAAAGAAGAAGGGAUAGGACUCGAGAAAAACAUAAGAAGAGGAGACAUCACUCGAGAUCAAAAUCUAGGAGUCCUAUGAGAAUUCGGCGAUCAGUAUCUAGAGGCCACAGUUGGCGUCGAUCAAGAACUCCACGAGUAUCAAGAUCACCAAUCACACAUCCAAAGUCACCGAAUCAUAGACGUUCUUCAGUUAAGAGGCAUAUCAGCAAAUCACGUUCAAAAUCUCCGGCCACUCUGCGUCGUGUGAGAGCAUUCUCUGCAAAAGCUAAAAUGAGUGAAACGUCCCUCUUUGCUGAACUUGUUAAGGACAGGAACAUGAGGGAAUUGGCUAUGAAGAGAAUUGCCGAACUAUCUGAAAAAAAAGAGGAGGACGAAUUGCCACCUAUGCCUCCUGAACCAGAACCAAUUCUUGCUCCUACCAUAUAUUCCGACAACCCUGAUGACCUACCACCACUUCCGCCUGAAGAAGAGAUUCCUUGUGAUGAAAUCAAUGAAGUUGUGAUGGAGAUAGCUGAGCCUCCUGAAACCCGGACUCCUCCGUUAUUGCCUCCACCACCCAUUCCAGAACUUCCUCUACCACCAGAUGAAUUUGAUCUGUCAACAGUACCUCCACCACCUGUUCCUCCUGAUCUAGUACCUCUUGACUCCAAUAAGCCAAAGCUCUCUAAAUUACCACUCCCUCCUGGCAUUAAUCAAAAUGAUCUGGAAAGCAUCGAUUCACCUCCCAGUCGAUCACCUAGUCCUCCGAAACCAGUUACACCCAUGCCAGCUGCUAAGAAAAGCAUCAAGGAUCUACCACUUCCACCUGGUGUUUUGGGAGUAGAAGAUUUGACUGGAGAAGAUGAAACUACAAGUACACCACCGCAAGGAAAUAUGAACAAAAUGGCCAUGUUUAAUUUAUCUCAACCAACUCAUCAAAAUGCAUCUCCUUUGAGCUUGCCUAAGAACGCUUCACGGAGGGGUGUAAGUCGACUAGUGAGGCCUAAAAUAUUGCACAAGGGUAAAACUAGAACGAUACCUCCAGGAAGAACUUGGGGCGAGCGCUGUGUUGACAUGUUUGAAGUUAUUGCUCAUAUCGGAGAAGGAACUUAUGGUCAGGUGUAUAAGGCAAAGGAUAGGCAGUCAGGUGAACUAGUGGCAUUGAAAAAAGUUCGAUUAGAAAAUGAAAAAGAGGGUUUCCCUAUCACUGCAGUCAGGGAGAUUAAAAUUCUUCGACAGCUGAACCAUAAAAAUAUUGUUAAUUUGAGAGAGAUAGUCACAGACAAGCAAGAUGCACUCGACUUCAGGAAAGACAAAGGAUCUUUCUACCUUGUAUUUGAAUAUAUGGAUCAUGAUUUGAUGGGGCUAUUGGAGUCAGGCAUGGUCGAAUUUGAUGAAUUCCAUAAUGCCAGCAUCAUGAGGCAACUUCUCGAAGGUCUAAAUUAUUGCCACAAGAAGAACUUCCUUCACCGGGACAUAAAGUGUUCAAACAUUUUAAUGAAUAACAGGGGUGAAGUCAAGCUUGCUGAUUUUGGUCUUGCACGAUUAUAUAACGCAGAAGAUCGGCAACGACCUUAUACUAAUAAAGUCAUUACAUUAUGGUAUCGACCUCCUGAAUUACUUCUUGGAGAAGAAAGGUAUGGGCCUGCGAUUGACGUAUGGUCUUGUGGAUGCAUAUUGGGGGAGCUGUUCCUAAAGAAACCUCUUUUUCAGCAAGCAAACGAGAUGAUGCAAUUGGAAAUAAUUUCAAGGCUCUGCGGAACGCCUACUCCAGCCGCUUGGCCAUCAGUUACUGAGCUGCCAUAUUGGCAUUUGUUAAAGGCUAAGAAAGUUCAUCGACGGCGGCUUAGAGAGGAGUUCAUAUUCAUGCCCUCCUCAGCAUUGGAUCUAUUAGAUAAAAUGCUCGAACUUGAUCCUAACAAGAGGAUUACUGCUGAAGCCGCUCUUAAAUCAACUUGGCUUAAAAAUAUCAUUCCUGAAAAGAUGAUGCCUCCGCAAUUGCCAACGUGGCAGGAUUGUCAUGAACUUUGGAGUAAAAAACAGAGACGGCAAAUGAAAGAACAAGCUGAAAUACAGCAAGCUAUGAACAGGUCUCACAGGGAAGAUACGGAAAAUGCUGGCGGAUCACCUAACAAGCCAAGAAUAGAGCGCCCAUAUAAUGAUCUCAGCUCUUCGAAAGCUUUGAAAAUGGAAGCUGCUGGUUUAAACCCUCGUCGUGGAUACCGGCCACCAGUUGAUUCGCCAGCAACACCUCCUCCUAAAUCAAACAGUAACCCUACUAUGAAGGUUAACACUCCCCCUGAAGAUCCAGCUUCUAGACAGCUCAGUACUAUAGCUCAUGCGAUAGUCUCUGGGCAUCCCGUCAGAGCUCACCAGUUGCUGUCUCUGCAUGCCGAAAAAGAGACCGAUCCUAUAUCUCACCAAUUGAUUGAAGCCCUUCGAAGUGAAUUGAAAACUGCAGCUGCUCGGACAAGUAAUGGUACUGGAAAAUUAGACCCAAAGCAGCUUGUUUUCUUUGCUAAAGGAGGAGUAGGUGAGAGUGGAUUUGAUGCUCAUGCUGUGUACGCAGGGGACAACGCUGUGAGCGGUGGAGGAAAUGCGCCGAGAACAUAUUUAGCGACGGAAGCUGUUCGGAAUACGUUGGCUGCCCUCUUGACACGUUUUAAUCAUCAGGGUGCUGCUGCUAGUCUCCACCUCGACGAGGGUAAUUCACAACUAUCUCAUUAACCCACUUAUUAAUUUAUGUAUUUUCGGUAUCAGAUUAUUAGAAAUUUUUUUGUAAAUAGUGUAAAUAGUAGGAAUCCUUUUUUUUUUUUUUUUUUUUUUUUUUUCUUUUUUCUUUUAAUCUGUGAAGUUUACUUACUUUAUUAUGUUCACUAUUUUAAUAAAGUGAUAUAACCUGAUUCAGGUUAUCCUACUGCAAUGUUUAGUAUGUAAAUAUGGAAUAAGUAAUAAUGUAAGUUGGCACCGAUAAUUUUAAGUGAAAAAAAAGCAUAUUUUUGUUAGUUUUUAGUUAUUUUUCAUUUCAGGUAAUUUAAUCAAAUUAUAUAUUUUUUUCUUAUUACCUUAGACUGAUGGGAAGAAGGAAUAUAUUAAAAUAAAAGAUUACUUAUAAGUUUCUCAUAUUUAAAUGUCUGAUAACACUAGUUUUAUAUAUUGCAGCCCCAUUUUGGGCUACUCUAAUUAUGAUAGUUUAAUAUGUUAUAUAUGUAUAUUAAUUAAAAUAUUCUGUGAUUAUUGUAUAUAAUUUUGUUAGAUGUUUUUGCUAGUGUUUUUCAUUGUAUUUGGGAUGUAUAAAUGGGGACAAUAAUGUUAUUGUCCAUUAAUAGUUGUAGAAUAUAUUGUAUCAAAGUAUAAAUCUCCUUGUAUUUUUUUCUUUUCUUUCUUUUUUUUUCUAUUCUGGAGAAAUGUAAAUAUUGUAUUUUAUACUUGUUAUUUAAUGGUCUUAUUUCGAAAAUGAUUAUUUAUUUUGGAAACAGUUUUAUUUGUAAAAUAAAAAUAGAUUCUUCAUUAUUAAGUUGAGAAGAUGGAGUUCAUUUCAAAACAGAAAUCAAAUCAACCUCACAUUUUCUAAAAAUUUUAAUAGACACUUUUAUUACUGGAACGCAGAUAUGAAGUUAUUAUUGACCAUUGAGUAAAGACUUAUUUUCUUAAGCAACAUAGAUUAAAAUUAUAAAUAUUAAUACUGCACUGUUACUGAAGCAGAAAGCAAUUUUUAACAUUGAUGUUACAGAUAGCUGCAAUUUUUUUUUUUGAUAAAUAGGAAUCUGAACUAUUAUUAUUUGCUGUCAACUUGGGAUGGGGUUUCUUCCUUAUGUUAUGAUAAUAAUAUCAACAAUCACGUGGAUUGUAAUCUAUCAUGUAUAAACACUAGGUAAUUAUUAAUUAAUACUUUGAAGAAAGAUUUUUUUUUCUAUAAUUCACCAUAUAUGUCUGUUAUGUAAUUUUUUUUCUGUUUUUGGUUGUUAUUAAUUUUUCUCUUUUCGGUGAUUAUUUUUCACAAUUUGGGUAUAAUGAAUUCAUAUGAUAUUUUACCCUUUGUCUUCUUAAGCAAGAUCUAGGCUCUUUGAGUAUCUACAUAUAUAUACACUUCGCUCAUCACAUAUUUUCUUGAUAAAAAACUUAUAUUCUUGAAUAUUGAAAUUCUUUAUCACGGGAGUAAACUGUGACUAUUUACAAAGUUCAAAUUAAUGCACAUAUCUUAUUGGUUGGAUUUUGUCCAUUUGGUAUAUAAUGUAUAUAAAAUUUGUUAUGACAGUCGAAAUAUAUAACAGUCGUGGUGUCCUGUUGUACCUUUUUAUCCUGAGACUAAUCUAGACCAACCUUUUUUAGCCCGACUAGAAAGAUCGAGAUUCAUUCCAUGGAUCUACCAUGAAAUAAAUUGUAAUCCAUCCAGGCAGAAUUGAACUGGUGCCACUGCUGACUUGAGGUUGCUAAAUUGACGCCCACUAUGGUUUCAUUAAUAAUCUUUAAAAUAAUAACAAUUUUCGAUUAAUUUAAUUUUUUUGGGUUCAAUAAAUUAGACUAUCACAAAGACUAUCUUAAAGCAAUGUGAAGAGAGUAAGUUCUAGAAAUUUGAUUUUAAAUGAAGAAUACAAAGAUGAUUCCUGUGAUUGAGGUUGAAAUUAAAACAUUAAAGUAAUUCGAAGAAAUAAUUUAUGAUGAAUAUGAUUUUUUGGAUGUAUCGGUUGAAUUUUAAAUGUUAUACAGUGCAUUGGUUCUCUUUCACUUCUGCUGACAUUUAUCUCGAGGUUAUGGUACAAAGGGUUAAACAGCUACGGAAAAAAACAUUAUAAUUUAAGGGUUUGUGGUAGGGAUUUAUAUUUUAUAAGGAUUUCCUAGACUUAUUUUUAAUAUAACAUUGGAUUCCUUGUUUUGAUAAAAUAUUUAUCAAAUAUCUUUUAUGUCAUAUAUUGUUAGUUUUUAAAUUUUACUUGUGUAUAUGUGAAACUGAAAAUUAUGUUAUACCAAUGUUAUUAUCAUCAAUUACAAAAAAAAAGGUACAUUUUAAUGACUUUAAGAAGAUAUAAGAACUGCAAUGAUGUCAACAAGGAUUUGUGCAGAAGACUCAUCCAUCAAAAUAUAAUUGCCAUCAUAUUUAUUUUAUAUUGGUUUUGAGCAGAGAGAAGGGACAAAGCAGUCAUUUUGAGGUGAGCACUUUGAUGUUCAAGAAUCAAAUUUGAAGAUGAAGUAUUUUCUUUUCAUGUUAAUUAAUUUAAGAAGAUAUUGUUUUAGAAUAUUUAUUUUCCUUGAUGAAACUUAAACAUUAAUUUUAAAGUUUUAUUUUAUAAAGUUGCAAAAAAAAAAGUUAUAACUUAAUAACUUGAAUCUUUAGUCGAAGUUUUUUAAAAUCUAUUUUCUAUUAUUGUUGUAUGUAUAAAUUUAAUAUAGCUCUUAAAGAACAAAAUUUGCAGUUAUCCAUUAUUCUAACUGUCAUUUCAGUUAAAUGAUAGGUUUAUACUGGGGUAGAAGUGAAAAGAAGAUAAAAACCUAUUAAAUAUAUUAAUUUUUCAUUCAUCAAAUUUUUAAUUUAUGGAACAUUUCAUUCUAAAACCUGCCAAUGCCUCUUAUAUAAACUAUUUCUUAUUUCUCAACACAUUACUUAAGCUGAUAUAAACAGCUGUUUUCAAGUUGCAAUUUGCAUAAGUUAAUAAUAUAUAUCAAUGUUUUGAAUAUUUUUUAUAUAAUGUAAGUACUAAUACUUCAAAAUAUUUAAAUUAUACAAUAAUCCAGUUUAUUUAGUUUGCUAAAUAAUUUUCUCAGUUUUUUAUUAUCCUGUUUUUCUAAUUAUACUAAUUGUUAAAUUUAUUAAACAAAAAACAACAGAAGAAUAAAAUUAUCAUUGUUUAAAAGUUUUUUAAAAAUAUAUACUUUUUUUUAUGUUCAUGAAAUAAAUAUAGCGAAAUGUUUUAUUUUAUUUUUUAAUUAUAAAAUUUGUAGCUGGAAUAUGGUACCAGAAUUAUUUAAGUGUUUUGAAUAUUGGUAUAUUUAUAGUAAAAAAAAAAAAAGAAAUUCUCUGAUGAUAUUUUUUUUGUCAGUUUUAGGUUUUAACAACAUUAAAGCCAAUAAUAUAUACAAUUAUAAUUUAUUAAUUAUACAUUCCAUUGGCUUCUAUUCUAUACUUUUUUUCAUACAGGAAAUUAAUUAUUAAUUUUAAACGGCAAGCUUUAAUAGAGAAUUAUGAAGUUGUAAAGUUGGUAAAAUUGUAUAGAAGCCAAUAAAUCUGCCUAUUUAUUAUUAUUUAGGAAUUUUAAUUAUAUCCAUAUCAUUGUUACCUCCCAAAAGCUGACAUUUCAUUUGAUAUAACAAUAUAAAAAAUGGGCAGGUUUUGUUUUAAGCCCCAGGUAAAGUCAUCUGAUCUCGAGAAUCUUAACAAUUAUGUGAAAUAAUUUAUAAGAAGUUUCAUAAUUUUUCUUAUGAAACCAAGAACAUUUUUAGUGCCUUCUAUGCUGAACUAUCCUUCAAUGUCUGUUAUUGUAUUUAUUUUUUAAGUCCAAGUUUUAAUCUAGAAUUAAAAAAUAUUAACUUUCAAAGAGAUAAUAGAAAUAUAAAAUAAUUAAAAUCAAUCUGAAAACAAAAUAUGAAUAAUUUUAUCAACUAUGUGAAUUAAUUAAAAAUAUUUGUAUAAUUGGACGUACACAUUUGAAGUAACAGCAUAGUUAUUGCUUUGAGAAGACAAUGAGGAAGCAGAUUUGAGUGCGGAAAGUGUAGUAUAUGCAUAAGUAUGUUUGAUGAGUGCUAAAAUUCUGUAAAAUAAAACAAUAAAAGUAAUUGCAACCUUC
Messenger RNA from Nezara viridula (southern green stink bug), 8400 nucleotides. The record is from the annotation of a GenBank genome assembly. NCBI's taxonomy places the organism in Eukaryota, Metazoa, Arthropoda, Insecta, Hemiptera, Pentatomidae.